Xylaria bambusicola is the source of this 3148-nucleotide messenger RNA. Its product is annotated as armadillo-type protein. The transcript is spliced from 3 exons. NCBI's taxonomy places the organism in Eukaryota, Fungi, Ascomycota, Sordariomycetes, Xylariales, Xylariaceae. The record is from RefSeq and is a predicted model, not a curated record. Bases 172 to 2997 code for a protein of 941 amino acids. Gene Ontology annotation, molecular function: protein binding; nuclear import signal receptor activity. Gene Ontology annotation, cellular component: cytoplasm; nucleus. Gene Ontology annotation, biological process: protein import into nucleus.
GAUCGUCCGGCCGCCACUAUUCUCUCCUGCGCCAACGCAGGUCCGUUCUCUUCGAUUGAAGUGCUGCUGGCGGCGGAAUCCACCCUUCUCCUUGUCGCCAUCCUCGUCACCAUCGUCGCUCUUUGCCGUCCACCCUCUAGCCCUCUUGAACAUUCGUGCUAGUUGCCUACCAUGGAUUGGCAGCCAGUACCCGAGUCCUUGAGCCAGCUGGCUGCUUGUCUCAAGGACUCUCUCAGCGGCUUCGACAAGGCUGCCCAGAAACAAGCCGAAAAUAUGCUCGAACAAGCCAAGUCUUCACCUGAUAUAAACAACUACCUCGUCUACCUCUUUUCCAGCCAAGAUCCUCCAGCCGGCUUACAAUGCACUCCCCAAGAUUACUAUCUCGUUCGGUCCGCCGCUGCCAUCAUGCUGAAGAAUAAUGUCAAAUCCCCUGGUAAACCUAUCCCUGAUUCUAGCCUGGCCCUGAUUAAGAUGGCUGUGCCAAUUGGACUUCAAGACAAGAAUUCUCAGAUGCGCAGCUAUGCCGGCAACAUUGCGACAGAGCUAAUUCGUCGCGGUGGUAUAUUAAGCUGGCCUGAGCUACUACCGGAGCUUCUAAAGACAUUCACAAACGAAUCAGGCCAGGUAUCCAAUGAGGCUCAAGAGGGUGCAAUCGCUGCUAUGACCAAAAUCUGCGAAGACAAUACCAAGAUGUUGGAGCGCGAAGUAAAUGGACAGCGACCCUUGAACUUUAUUCUUCCCAAAUUGAUCCAAGCGACCAAGAGCCCGUUGCCAAAAGUCCGCGCUCAGGCUCUUACCGCCAUCAAUGUCUUCGCACCUCGCAAAUCUCAGGCUAUGCUUAACUCUAUCGACGACCUACUCCAGAAUCUAUUUAGCUUAGCUUCUGAUACGAGUAACGAGGUACGGCGACAGGUGUGUCGUGCCUUUGUUCAGCUAGUUGAAACGCGCCCAGACAAGCUUCAACCUCAUCUUUCAGGACUUGUCGAUUAUAUACUUUCCCAACAGCGAGGGGAUGAUGAGGAGCUGGGUUGCGACGCUGCCGAGUUCUGGCUAGCGGUAGGUGAACACGAAAACCUAUGGGAGUCAUUGACGCCGUACAUUGGCAAGAUCAUCCCUGUACUCCUCGAAUGUAUGGUUUACAGUGGCGAGGAGAUAGCUCUACUUGGCGGCGCCUCCGACGACGAAGACGAAGAGGACCGUGAAGAGGACAUAAAGCCGCAAUUCGCCAAAAAGACCUUGGCUAGAACAGCAAACGGAGCUGCAUCAGCUGAUCCUGCUCAGAAUGGAAACGCCUACCAAAAGUUAGCAAGUAUGGAUGAUGACCUAGAGGAAGGCGAGAUCGACGAUUAUGAUGACGGCGAUGAUGAGAAUCCGGACGACCGAUGGACACUCCGGAAGUGUUCCGCGGCCGCAUUAGAUGUCUUCGCUCGCGAUUUUCGGGAUCCCGUAUUUGAGAGUAUCCUGCCCUACUUAACUAAAAAUCUCAAGCACGAUGAAUGGCCGUAUCGAGAGGCUGCAGUUCUGGCUUUGGGUGCUGUUGCUGAAGGCUGCAUUGGGGUCAUCACACCUCAUUUGCCUGAGCUUGUAUCUUAUCUCUUUUCCCUACUUAACGAUCCUGAGCCUGUUGUUCGACAAAUUACUUGUUGGACACUCGGCCGUUACUCCUCAUGGGCUGCUGAACUUGUCGACGAGAACGAACGAAGACAAUAUUUUGAGCCCAUGAUGGAGGGCAUCCUAACAAAGAUGCUGGAUCGCAAUAAGAAAGUACAGGAGGCUGGCGCAUCUGCAUUUGCCAAUCUUGAGGAGAAGGCUGGCAAGAAGCUGGAGCGCUACAGUCUACCCAUUAUACAACAGUUUGUCCGGUGUUUCAAGAAGUACAAGGACCGGAAUAUUUUCAUCCUCUACGACUGUGUACAAACGUUGGCUGAAAGCGUUGGGCCUUUUUUGGCUCGCCCAGAGCUGUCCAAUGAACUUAUGCCGGCACUCAUAGAACGGUGGACCAGAGCCCCAGAUGACUCGCGAGAGCUCUUUCCGCUGUUGGAGUGCCUUUCUUACGUUGCCAUGGCCAUGAAUGAUGCAUUCACCCCCUAUGCUCAACCCAUCUUUGGCCGUUGUGUCAAUAUCAUCCACCAGAAUCUGGAGGCAUCACUAGCGCAUGCCAAUAACCCAGCUCUCGACGCUCCCAACCGAGACUUUUUAGUUACGAGUUUGGACCUUCUAAGUGCUAUUAUCCAAGCUCUGGAUACGUCGAAGUCGGCAAAGUUGGUCGAAGAAUCUCAACCUGCUUUCUUCGAACUCAUGAUUCUAUGUAUGGAAGAUCCAUCGAAUGAAGUGAGGCAAUCGGCCUAUGCAUUGCUUGGUGACUGUGCAAAGUAUGUCUAUGGUCAAUUGAAACCUUCUCUACCAAGUGUUUUCCCCGUCCUCUUGAAGCAGCUGGAUUUCGAUAAUAUCUUAGAUGAGGAGGCCGAAAGUGGAUUCAGUGUGGUAAACAAUGCGUGCUGGUCCGUCGGGGAGAUUGCUAUUCAACACAAAUCCGAGAUGGCUCCAUGGAUACCAGAACUAUUCCAGCGCUUUGUCGAUAUUGUCGGUAAUCCAGGUAUUCCUAAGGGAGUCACCGAAAAUGCUGCCAUCGCCCUUGGUCGGCUAGGACUUGGUAACGCCGAACUUCUUGCCCCUCAUCUUGCUAAUUUCGCAGAAGAUUUCCUAGCGUCUAUGGACGAGGUUGACUUGACCGAUGAGAAAGCUACAGCAUUCCGUGGAUUUACACUUGUCGUGGAGAAGAACCCCAUGGCUAUGGAGAAGUCGUUGUUGCAUUUCUUUACGGCUAUUGCUCGGUAUCGGGACAUGAGGCUUCGGAGUCCAAAUAAGACUGACCUCCAUGAAGACUUUCAGAAGACAUUGAACAUCUACCGCCAAAUAAUCCCCCAGUUCGAUCAGUUUUUUAGCCAAUUACAGCCUCAGGAUCAAGAAGUAUUAAGAGCUACUUAUGCUUUUUGAGUCGACUAUUCAGAUUAAGGGGGCCAAUGACUGCUAAGGAACUGUAAUACUUCUCGUAUGGGGCUUGCGAUAUUUAUGAGCAUACCGCCUCUAAGCCCGGUUUCUUCAAGGCUACUGACCGGAUUUGACUUCUACAUAUACCUCUUAAGGG